AUAUUUUAACCCCAGAAAAAAAAAAAAACUACUCACCCACUAGUUCUCUCUCAAAAUCCCAAUUUCCCACGUCAAAUUUCUUGAUUCGAAAGACGAAGAAGGUGAAGUCGACGAUUGAAGAUCUUGGGUUACGCAGUGCUCUGUUUCUCUGCUGCUUUUUUUUCUUUUCCCCAGAAAAUGCCGUGAUACAGAAGAGGGUUCUGGGUUUUUGGUGGUCGGAGAAGGGUUUCAGACUCGUAGUUUGGUUCUUGAAAGUGGUCAUGGCCAAAGGCCUAGUCGAGUCUGUUUUCAAAAAAUAAUGGCCCAGCGCUGUGAGCUGCAAGAUGCAACCAUCCGUUAAGAGGCUAAAAGAAAAACGAGUAAGUGUGAAGAACCAGAGAAUCAAAUCAACAGGACCCAGGCGCAUAAAGGGGCUUAAGAGGACACGCACUGAAAUAUAUUUGAAAUAUUUUAGGGGUUUUUAAUUUUCAUUCUUCAUCUCCAACAAGUCUCUACUUUUCUUUGAAUUUGGAUGACCUUUUUUUCCCCCUGCACUAAGCAAAAAUGGAAGCUCAGAUUCAAAAUUCUCACUUAUGAUAGCUCUUCUCCAUAAAUCAUUUUUCAUAUUCUAGCUUGCUAUUUGGGGGCUUUGGUUUUGCAUUUGAUGGUUGUAAAAAAAGGAGUUUUGGUGCUGAUAAUAUAAUGACAAGCCAGUGAUAAAUCCAACAUGGAAAAGAUAUGUCCGAUCAUUUUACUCAUUUAAUUGCAUCUCUUUUUCUUUUGAGAACUAGGCUCAGCUACAAAUACCUCAACAUUUGGUAUAGAAAAUGGUAUAAUUGGUACACUUGUCUAGCUGUAGUUGGUCACUUGGAAGAGGUUUCAUACUCAUUCACAAAUCAUAUGAUACCUUAUUUGUUUUAGUCCAAGUUAAGGUCAGUCAAGUUUCAUGCCAAAACACUCGAGUUAAAUAUGAUGCUUUAUCUAAUAAAAGAUCUCAAUCUUGGCAUAGUAAAAGGUUUGAGAGGAUGAGGGGUUUGUUGCCGUAAUCAAAGGUUGAAGAGGAAGCCUCCUAACACUCUUGGACCAAUUGUCUCAAACAUUUGAGGCUGCCUUUUUUUUUUUUUUUUUAUUCCCCCUUCCAUUGAUGAAGAAUGGCUCAAUCAUUGUCUCAUUUUAAGGCUGCGAUUGAAGGAGGAGGAUUUUGAAACCUUGAUUAAUUAUCCAUUGAAGGGAGAUGAAGUUGUGUGUUUUUCACUAGAUUGUUGCUUACAUUUCUUUUGAAAAUUGGUGUCGGAGUUGAUUACCCAUCAUUGGAAGCUUCCAUGUGAAGAAAAUGCCUGUUGAUAAAAAUUGGAUGACUGGGAACAAUCGUCUAUCAAGAGAAUAUAGAACAGGAGUCAAAAAGUUUAUUGAAUUUGCCAAGGGUCAUGUCAUUCAUGAAGGACAAAUAAGAUGUCCAUGCAUGAAAUGCCUCAAUCAAAAAUUCCAGAUUCCGAAAGCAGUUGAAAUGCAUUUAUUUCAGAAUGGUAUCCAAUCGUCUUACACAUUGUGGUCAUUUCACGGAGAGUCAUUCCAUAAUCCACUUGUUGAUUAUUCAGAAGAUGAUGAUGACAAUGAGGAUGAUGAGAUGGCUGGUGUGUUAAUUGAUUUAGCUAGACAUGGUGGAGACAAUCAUGGAUCAGGUAUAGACCAAAGUACCACUAGGAAGAGGAAAACCAGAGCAGAGUCCCGAAGUGUGGUUGUUGAGAAGAUGCUUCGGAAGCAAAAGAUUGACAAGUUGAUAGUGAAGUUUGAUCCUCACACUGGGAAGAGUUUGGAGAAGAGUGGGAAGACAUUCAACAAUAUGAUUGCCCAAUUAGUUCGAAGCACAUUUUCACCACGGUUUACACGCUGGGAAGAUGUACCAAAAGCUGAUAUUGAGACUAUAUAUUCUCGGCUGGAUUUAAAGUUUGUUUAUCCACAUGACAAUAAAAUCGUCAUGGAUGAAAUAGAGAGAUUGCAAAUGAAGGCUUUUCGAGAAUGGCGGUAUGAGAUGAAAUGUUAUUGGAAAAAGUUAGGAGGAGAGAAGAAUGCUGAAGCCCCAAAGAGCACUCCAUACAAGCGCAUUGCUCCUGAAGAUUGGAACAUUCUUUGUGAUUUUUUUAGUUCUGAGGACCAGAAGAAAAUUUCAUCUCAAAAUUCCCAAAAUCGAAAACGAAGACCAUUUGAAGGGGGGCAUGGCUCUAAGACGAUUGUGUCUCAUGUCUACGAUGGAGCUGAUCCUUUAACUGGUAAACUACCUAGUGUUAUUGAUACUUUUCAACAACUUCAUUGUAAACCAAAAAAGGGAUGGAGGAACGAGUAUGCUGCAGAGAAAUACGAUGCUAUGACACUAAUAAGAGAUUCUCAACCAGCAGCAGCCACCGGCGAGUCUGCUGGAUCUACUGAAUAUGGUGAAGAGGUGGCUCAGCCGAAAGAUUUAGAGAUUAUGACAGAAGUGUUGGGACCCCGAUCUCGUUAUCACAAGGGAUAUGGGUCAAUGCCUAGGCUUAAAGCGAUCGGAGGUAAUCGAGCAAUGAACGUGAGAAGCAUUAUCCAGGAGCGUGAGAAGGACACAGCCAUCACGGUUCUCAGAGAACAAGUUGCUAUUCAAGGAGAACAACUGGCUACUCAACAAGCUAUGUUGGCAUCUCAACAAGCAAUGUUUGCUCAGCUGGCUAGUCAGAUGCAACAAUUGGUACCGGGCUUUCAAUUUCAGCCGCAAGCAUUACCUACAAGCGCCACUUCCGGGCAGAGUCCCAGCCACACUCACACUCACACUCAAUCGCCAAGCCAAGAUCCUUCUACUAUCUAGAUGCAACUCUUUUUUUUUUUUUUAAAAAAAAAUAAACUUUCAAGAGUGUAUUUUACUUUAGAUUAUUUAGUAAAUAUAAGUUGAAUCUUAAAUCUAUCAAUUUGUUUUUACAAAAAUUCAACCUUUACCAACACUUUCUACCCAUUGGCAACAAUUUAUUUAAUAGCUAAUUAAAUUUAUUAUA
Molecule: messenger RNA, 2996 nt
Organism: Humulus lupulus (European hop)
Lineage: Eukaryota; Viridiplantae; Streptophyta; Magnoliopsida; Rosales; Cannabaceae
Exons: 10
Coding region: 1313-2812 (499 amino acids)
Source: RefSeq, a predicted model, not a curated record